AUGGAGUACUAUUCGGAUAUCGGUAUACACCACGAUCAUCUGUUGACUGAUCACUAUGGGGCAGAAUAUUCCCAGCAAUAUUUAAUACCAACACAAGAAGCUGAGUAUGAAGUGCGAAGUAGUGUCCUGGUGGAUGGUGGCGAUAGGUAUGGUGUAUCAGCUGUGGUCUUUGACAAAUAUGAAGAGUUAAUAUGGAUGGGCAACCAAGGUGGUCAUGUUACAUCAUAUUAUGGCCCAGGGAUGCAAAAAUAUACAUCCUUCCAAAUACACGAGUCUGAAGAAGUCAGAGACAUUUUGACAGUUGAAAAGGGAAUAUAUGCUUUAACUAAAACAACCUUAAGACAUCAGAUACGUAGGGGGAUUCCUAAACACACUCACAGGUCCCAGAAUAUGAUUGACAUGCAAUGCCUUUUUCAAGUAAACCCAACAAAGUUAAUGAUGGGAGGUCAUCAAAAUAAUUUACUUGAGUUGGAUUUAAACAAAAUGUCGGAAACAGUAUUGCCUAUAAAAGAGGACGGCUGUGUCGUCCUGCGCAGCGGGGGUGGGGCGUUAGUCGCUUGUGGGAGCGCCAAUGGGAAGGUUGCCCUUCGCGAUAUAAGGACACCCAAUACGGCCGAGCACACGUUCAGGGCUCACACGGCUUGUCUGUCCGAUUUGGACAUGCAGGGCGACCUGCUCAUCACUUGCGGCUUCACGCAGUCGGUAGGUGGCGUGGCGGUCGCCGAGCCGUACGUGGCGGUGUGGGACGUGCGCUGCCUGCGCGGGGGCGUGGGCGGCGGGGGUGCGUGGUCGCUGCGCACCGCGGCGCCGCCCCUCCUGCUGCACUUCCUGCCCGCGUUCUCGGGCCGCGCGGCCGCGCUCUCGGGCGACGGCCACGUGGCGCUGCUGCACCUCAACACGCCCAGCGACGCGGGCCGGCAGUCCGUCUUCCAGGUUGACAUCCAAAGCUCGCAGUGCAGCGUCAUGGACGUGUCUGCGACCAGCCAGGCCCUGGUCUUCGGCGACCAGGCAGGCCACCUCCACCUGUUCUCGCCCCAACACAACCACGAGCCGGUGUUCAACAACUUUUCGAGAUCAACGGAGUUCGCGGAUCAGGUGGUGGGUAUGCCGUGCGUCAGUUUCAACGACACCGCGUUCCAGUUCUCAACGGUCUCGCUGCCGCCCUUGACGAGCGGAGCGAGAUGGUUCAACGAACUGCCGCCUGAGUUCUUCAAGAAGAUCUACAGGAAAGCGAAGUCUGUCGAUCCGGAGGUGCUUAAGUCUAUGAAGAUGCAGGGGCCAAUCGGCUACGCACCGAAUCCGAGGAAUGUCAAACGGAACCAGAUGCCCUACGUACCGGACACUUUGGACGAUUUGAACGCGGCUAAGCAAGCCGAUGCGAACUUUAACACACAACCGAUUCCAAGGCGUUAUCAAAAGAUGGACCUCCGCUACAACAAGCACGGGCCGAACGACCAACUGGAGAAUUACAACAGGACAAGUCUACCCGGAAUCGAAGCGACCAUUGCAAACUCCUACUGCAAUCCAAUGCUUCAGGUGCUGUAUUACAUACCGCCAUUAAAGGCAACGCUGUUGGCGCACACCUGCGCGAAAGAGUUCUGCCUUAGCUGUGAAUUAGGCUUCCUGUUCCGCAUGCUGGACACGUCCGGCGGCGCGGCCUGCCAGGCGAACAACUUCCUGCGCGCGUUCCGCACCGUCCCCGAAGCGGCCGCGCUCGGGCUGAUCCUGGGCGAGCGCGCGGACACCCGCCCGGACCCGCUGGCCCUCAUACAGAGUUGGAACCGCUUCAUACUGAACCAGAUCCACUACGAGAUACUGGAGACGCGCAAGAAAGAGAAGGAGCUAGUUUUGAUGGCGCAUAACUCGAGCCCGCCGAAAAUUGUGCGGGCCGGCCCGAGCAAGAUGCACCGGGUAGUAAACGGCCAGUACCGUGGCGAGUUCCAGUUCACCGAAAUGGAGUUCGUGGGGCCGUUGCCAGAUUUCGAUAAAGAGGACAGGUCGGCCGACGUCGGCUGGAAAGCUGUGAACGAUGAAGGACAUAACCCAUCGGAGCAGGGACAUGGCGGCGAUCAGGAGUUGUCCAGCAAUCGACACGCUGAGACUGAGGAGUCGGAGGUCUCUCAGCUGUUCGCGAUCGGUCGUCACCAGCUGAACCGUUGCCUUAAGUGCAACAAGGAGGAGGAGCGCGAGUCGGUGGUGCUCGCGUGCGCGCUGCAGUACCCGGGCGGGGCGCGCGAGGGGGGCGAGCCGCGCGGCGGCUUCGUGGAGCUGGUGCGCGCUUCGCUCGCGGCGAGGCGCAGCACGCCCGCCUGGUGCGAGGCGUGCGCGCGCUUCACGCCCACCGCGCAGCGGGGCCGGCUCGCGAGAUUGCCUCCAAUCCUGGCCAUCAACUGCGGCGGCGUGACAGCACACGAAAAGGCCUAUUGGUCGAAGGGUGUUCCGAAAGACGUGAGCGAUGCAGCCAAGAGGGGUGGCAGUGGGAAGCCGUGCCGUUAUGGAUUGCACUGCGCUCGGCCCGGCUGCCGUUUCAAGCAUCCAGAGAGAGCGGUCCCCUCUCAGUCGGGCUCUUCGAAGAGUCCGCCGCUGGAAUCGAACUGCGUGCUGCCUCACCACCUGCUCAUAAGAUUACAACCCGACGGCGAUGUUGUUAUUAACGACAAGGCCGAGGGCAGCCCCGAGUGCGGCCGGGUCGAACCCAGGCCCCGGCGCAAGGGGGCGGCGCAGUGCGAGGAGCGCUACUCGCUGACCGCCGCCGUCGUCUGCGUCGAGGACAGCCCCAAGAACCUGGUCGCGUACAUUCAGGUGCCCUCCGAGGGCGGCGCGCACUGGUACCUGUUCAACGACCUGAGCAUUGUACCAGUUAGCCCAGAUGAGGUGGUGCAGUUCAGCGCAUGGUGGAAAUCGCCAUGCGUCCUUUUCUACACGUCCAGUAGAGCUCGAUGCGGUCACAACGAGGUCGGACAGACCUCA
Iphiclides podalirius (scarce swallowtail) is the source of this 2970-nucleotide messenger RNA. Lineage: Eukaryota; Metazoa; Arthropoda; Insecta; Lepidoptera; Papilionidae. The record is from the annotation of a GenBank genome assembly.